Molecule: messenger RNA, 372 nt
Organism: Yamadazyma tenuis ATCC 10573
Lineage: Eukaryota; Fungi; Ascomycota; Pichiomycetes; Serinales; Debaryomycetaceae
Gene: CYB5
Product: Cyb5p
Biological process (GO): sterol biosynthetic process
Cellular component (GO): intracellular membrane-bounded organelle; endoplasmic reticulum membrane
Molecular function (GO): heme binding
Source: RefSeq, a predicted model, not a curated record
AUGUCCGAAGAAGAAGUUUUGAAGAUCUACACUAUUGACGAGGUUGCAGAACACAAGAGUGCCGAUGACUUGUGGAUGGUCUACAACGGGUUGGUAUACGAUUGUUCAUCAUUUCUUGAUGAACAUCCAGGAGGAGAAGAGGUGGUGUUGGACGUGGCAGGAACGGAUGCCACCGAGGAGUUUGAUGACAUUGGCCACUCCGACGACGCUCAUGAGAUCUUAAAAGGGUUAUUGAUUGGGAAGUUGGAAGGUGGUGUGGUAAAGGAAAUCAAGUCACAGUUGGAUUUCGAAGAAGGAGGAAGCAACCUUCCUGUUUUGGCGGCGGUGGCCGUGGUGGUUGCCGUGGGUGCCUACUUUGUGUUUGUGAAGUAA